Molecule: messenger RNA, 1440 nt
Organism: Chlamydomonas reinhardtii
Lineage: Eukaryota; Viridiplantae; Chlorophyta; Chlorophyceae; Chlamydomonadales; Chlamydomonadaceae
Exons: 8
Coding region: 119-1081 (320 amino acids)
Cellular component (GO): cytosol
Molecular function (GO): mRNA binding
Source: RefSeq, a predicted model, not a curated record
GUACGUGUAAAAAUUUUGCACUAGCCGAAUACUUGUCGUUGCACUGGACCAAAAGUAGACGCAAUCUGAUAGAGACGAAGAAGCCUGUCAAUAGCUCUUCCUUCCGCAACGCGCAGCCAUGAGCUUCGACCCAACAGGCGACCCGAACUGCUUCUCGCUGUUCGUGGGCGACCUGCCUCCGGAGGUCCAUGACCACUUUUUGGAGUCGUUCUUUAGGCAGUACUUUCCCUCCGUGCGGAGCGCCAAGGUCAUGAUGGACAACAUCACGGGGCGGUCAAAGGGCUUUGGAUUCGUGCGCUUCGCCGUGGAGGGCGAGCGCGACCGCGCGCUGAACGAGAUGAACGGCGUGUUCAUUUCCAGCCGCCAGGUGCGGGUGUCUCUGGCCACGCCGCGGCCAGCCGCACCUGGCGGGCCCGGCGGCGGCCGGCCGGGCGGCGGCUCCGGGCUGCCCGGCGAGCUGGACCCGCAGAACACCACGCUGUUCGUGGGUGGGCUGUCAGCGCACGUGAGCGAGGACGCGCUGCGGGGCGUGUUCGGGCGGUACGGCGAGAUCAGCUACGUCAAGAUCCCGCCGGGCAAGGGCUGCGGCUUCGUGCACUUCGCGGACCGGCAGGCGGCUGAGUACGCCAUGCAGGAGGUGAACGGGACCAUCAUCGGCGGCUCGGCGGUGCGCAUCUCGUGGGGCAAGAGCACAGGCAAGGUGUACGGCGGCGGCGGCGGCGGCGGUGGCGGUGGCGGUGGUGGCUACGGCGGCGGCUACGGCGGCGGCUACGGUGGUGGCGGUGGCGGCGGCGGGUACGGCGGCGGCUAUGAUGGACAGUACGGCGGCGGCGGUUACGGCGGCGGCUAUGACUCGUACGGCGGCGGCGGUAACUACGGCGGCAACUACUCGAACUACUACAACAGCAACGGGCAAGGCCAGGGCCAGGGCGGCUCGGGCGGCGGCUCGGGCGGUCAGGGGUCGAGCUCGGUGUGGGACCCCGUCAAGGGCGUCAACGUGGAGAAGAUGAACGCCGCGUACGUGGCACGGCACAUGCCGGGUUACACAGGCAGCUACAUGGGCCUGGUCACCAUCAGCUGAGGCUGAGGGGGAGCUGGGGAGAUGCAGGGGCGGGGGGUGGGGGGUGGGGGUGGGGGGAGUGGAUGGGGAGGAGGAGGUGGUGUGUGCGUGGUGGUGGCAGGUGUGGGUGUGGAGGUUGUGCAGCAUGGUGACUGCGGCUCGGGGCCUAGGUGGGUGCAUCGCUUCGCCUGUGCGUGUGUCGAGACGUAUGGUUGAUUGGUAAUAGGAUAGCAUAGCGUGCGCACGAGGCGUACGAGCGCGCAGCUUGUUUCAGGAGGAAACCGUGGCACGCAUGCGUCCUUCGAACUCGGACUCAGUUUUCGCCUGAAUGCUUCAAGAACCUACACAAGCACUGUCUGCAUAUGUAACGUGCCAAAGCG